AUGUCGCCUGUCGCUGCUCCCGCUCCCGCCGCCGUCGCGCGCCCGACCAAGGUCACUGAAUCGACCGCCAACCCACGCGCCGAGGAGCUCACGUACGAGUCCUUCCGGCCCUUUGGCGCAGUCGUACAGGGCUGGGAGGGCACGGAGCGCUCGCCACAGGGCAUUCACGUUAUGGUUGCGAACCAGGGCACGGCGUUCAAGUUCCACCGCCUCGCCCAGCUCCCCCAGAACGCGGCGAUUACACACGAGCGCCGCGUUCCCUCCACCACCUCCGCCAAUGUGCGUAACGGCACCCCGGUCCGCGUGACGAACCUCGACCGCUCCACAGAGACCAAGGUGUACCUCCCCCAGGGCCGCGGCGUCGCUCCUGGCACCAAGGGACUCAGCGCCGGCGCGUGCUACCUCGUGGUCGUCGGAGAGAGCCCCAACAACCUCAAGGCGUUCCUCGCGACUUCGGCGCAGGGUGUCUGCUUCGCCCCCAACACCUACCACGCCGUGAUCGUACUAAACGAGGCUAUCGACUUUGCCAUCGUCGCGGCGGCCGGCACUACAUCUACUGCUGCCGACUUGAAUGUAGACGUGCCUGCGCACAAGUUUGCACCAGUUCCCCCUCUCAUUCCGACCGCGGAAGUGGAUACGCCUCCCGUUCCCCUCGGUGUUGCGCUCAACCCCAUUCCAAUCACUGAAGAGCUCUGGGCACCCUAUGGCGAGCUUAUUGGCUCCGCUGGAACCAAGACUUCGCCAAUCACAAACACCUACCCCGCAGACCAGGACGGGGCGCGCACGACCGUCGGCCUCUUCCGCGCAACCCCUAAGGCCGGGUUACACCGCGGCCAGCUGUUCAACGUGAGCUUCCUGGAGCGCCACAUCUACACUUCCCAAGCCUUCAUCCCUCUGGGCAAGGACAACCUCUCUGGGGUUGGUGAGGCGCCCCUCACUGCCGGCGGAACAUUCUUGGUCGUCGUGGCAGACAACGGGCCCGACGACAGGCCGGACCCGAAGACACUCAAGGCGUUCAUCAUGGAGAACGGGACUGGGCUCAACUACCGCGCGGGCGUUUGGCACCACCCCGUACUGACGCUUGACGCGUGUCUCGACCUCGCGUGUAUUGAGACACAAGUGUCGACGGGCGAGUUUGGCAAAACUUAUGAGCCAGACUGCGAGCUCAUCGAGUAUGACCCGCCCAUUGGACAGAUCAAUGUCCCCACCCGACCCACCCUCUAA
This is a messenger RNA of Cutaneotrichosporon cavernicola, 1224 nucleotides long. RefSeq lists its product as uncharacterized. The coding region runs from base 1 to 1224 and encodes 407 amino acids. NCBI's taxonomy places the organism in Eukaryota, Fungi, Basidiomycota, Tremellomycetes, Trichosporonales, Trichosporonaceae. Gene Ontology annotation, biological process: allantoin catabolic process. The transcript has 2 exons. The record is from RefSeq and is a predicted model, not a curated record. Gene Ontology annotation, molecular function: ureidoglycolate hydrolase activity; ureidoglycolate lyase activity.